AUGGUUGAAGAAAGCGGCGAACAGGAGUAUCAGGUGGAGAGUAUUGUCACCCAUCUUGAAUACGUUGAGGCAUUCGAGCUCCGUGGUUAUAUUGUUUUUAAUCCUUCUACCGGUAACGGAUCAACACACUCAAAAUUUGUUUAUUUGGUCAAAUGGGUUGGAUAUGAGGAGUCGGAAAAUACAUGGGAGCCUGAGGAGAAUCUUGUCGACUGCACGGAGUUGUUGACAAUUUACAAACAGAAACACGGACUUCCACUGUACCAUGAAACGUUCAAUCGUCGUUUCAAUUGGAAGGAGCCUACUACGUCAAUGACGUUGGCAGAAGUAAAUCGAAGAGCUUUCAAGAAUCGCGAUCCAAUUACUUCGGCUUCUCAGCUAGUGAGAGAUCCUCCCACAAAGAGAAAACGAAGAACAAAGAGUGAUCUGGAUGAUCCGGAUGAUGAGCAGUAUACCGACGAGGAUGAUUACACUCCUCGAAGAAAGAGCAAGUCGUCUGCAGGAAAAACAGACACACCAAAGAAGAGAGGUCCCAAGAAACGCACAGGAACUGAAAGCGCUACCUCAAAGAGACUGGGUCGAAAACCACGCGCGAUCGAUAUUACAGAGGAGAGAAAAGAAAAGGGUAGCGAUGCCGGAAGUGGCGUUGAACUCGUGCGGUAUAUUCUUGAGGGAGCUUCGCAUCGCAGUAGGUCACCGGUCAAGAAGCUUCUUAGCACUCGCAGGUACUCAUCAGCUGAAAGGCUUCCAGAGAGGUGGCUGAAAGCUGUCGAGGAGAGCGCAAUUGAAGAUUGUGUGAAGAUGACUCGAGAGAAACUUGCCAAAAUGUUCACAGCUCAUUUCGUCAACUCCACAGAAGAGUUCUGUGACCGACGUAAGAUGAUAGUAUGUAUGCGUGAAAAGGAGCAAACUAGCGCAGACAAUGAGCAGCGGCAAUAUCGUGUGGUCGGUUCUAGUCUGCUCAAGAAGUUGUUGAAAGAAAGUGGCAUUGCAAACAAGCUACCCUUCCGUCAGCCGAUCACUACUCCAGAAAAAGUAGCUAGCCCACCAAGUCCAGUUGUUGCGCCAUCAGAAAAAACCUCAAGUUGUUUGGGAGCAAAGGAAAAAAACGACACCGGUGUACAUUCGAACGGAUUUCCCCUAUACAGAACCGGAUUCAGUGGCCAAGAGUGCUCAGUGGAUGAACUACGCGCACAUGCGCAUGAAUCGAGUCUCUCUGAUUCCCUCAAUUUCCUAAAAAUUAUUCGCGAGAAAGAUGUGUUUUUAACGGAUGACGAGCUGCUAGUUACUGCACUAAGUUAUGCCGAACUUUCUUAUAAAGUGACCAUCCGCGUGCUGAGGUCUGUUGCAGAAAAAAAGAAGAGACUUGAUAUAAUCAAGGAUCUUGUAGAAAACGUCCAUAUAAUCGGAAAUGUGAACUUGUCAAGACCACAAAAAUUGGAGGAGCUAUCCUCGUCACUCGCUUCGCAGCUUGUUGAGUCCGAUCUUGCUACUGGUGACUGGUUCGAACCAAUAUCCCAUUGCUCUGCUGCUCACUGGAAGUGCAGGCUGCUCUACCAAUUUAUCGCUUUAUGUCCUGUUCCGGAGGUUUUCUUCGCGCCAUCUUCGCCCUUCAAUCUCAAACAGUUUCUAUACUGCAUGCGAUAUGGUGCGCAUUGUCAAAAGCUGGCGUUUAUCAAAUGCGGUGUUCCUUUUGGGCAAGAAAAUAUUCCAUUCGAUUAUUUCGGAGUUAGUGUGGACCACUGUCAUAUCGCCGCAAUGCAGAAAAAUCCUCGAUAUUUGUUCGAAUUUAUUCAAAACGGGUUUGAUGUGAAUUCUUUGACGACAAAGCCAUCCUCGAGAAGUGCAUGUUUUGAUUUGACGGUUUCUGCUUUUUUGGAGAAGUUGGUCAACUCUAACAAAUCGAACGCUCUAAGCAAUGAACUCGCUCCUCAGUUGACCGAUGAGGCUCAUAAACACCUCAUCAAUGUAAUCGGUAUAAUAUCCGAUUGGGACAAUGUUUUGAAAUCAUUUGUUCGAGACGUUGUUGAGCAGAAACUGAGAUGCGAUCAGCGCUGCGAGGUGAAUUUUGGUCGCGCUGUUUCACCAGUGCACAUACUUCGCGUUUCUUCAUGUCAACCAGAUGAGAUUUCUGUGAGAACAACUCUUUUUGGAGAUAUUCCCACACCCAUACUUAGCAGAAUUGUCAAUAUGGUUCACAGCGGGAAGUCAGCGGUGGUUCUUUGUGUCUACACAGUGUCUGUCAGUUAUCAACCAAUUACACAAUCUUCUCCUGGUGGAUGUGCGCUUCCUCUUCGUCUACUUCGAAGAGUUAUAUCAGACUGUUCAGUGCGUGACGCGAGCUUACAUGAUCUCUUGGGAGAUUUUCACUUCGCAUUGACUCCCGAUGAGUCGUCGUCAUCGUGUUGGGAGUGGUAUUUUGUAAUGGACGCUGAGACGUUGAGUCAUAUUUCGACUAACACAAUGAGAUUGCGCCUAAAAAUGAAUGCUCCUCCUGAUUCACUUUUUCUUGCCCAAUUUGUUGUUGUAACAAGGAAAGAAUUUGACGAUGUUGCUUUACUAUAA
Messenger RNA from Necator americanus (New World hookworm), 2562 nucleotides. RefSeq lists its product as uncharacterized. The coding region runs from base 1 to 2562 and encodes 853 amino acids. The transcript has 24 exons. Gene Ontology annotation, molecular function: chromatin binding. Gene Ontology annotation, cellular component: pericentric heterochromatin. Gene Ontology annotation, biological process: chromatin organization; negative regulation of transcription by RNA polymerase II. Lineage: Eukaryota; Metazoa; Nematoda; Chromadorea; Rhabditida; Ancylostomatidae. The record is from RefSeq and is a predicted model, not a curated record.